AUCUCCACGGGCAGGCUGCAGCCACCUCGGCCGCGGUGUCGUCACUGGCUGCCUAUUAGAAAACCCUACAGGACAAUGCAUACCGCCGGCUGCCGACUGUAAACACAGGGGAUGUGUGUUCCCGGAGCGCGGACUUCGGGGCGGGGCCGGGGAAGGGCGGGCCGCAGUUUUAUUGAAUAGAGCGAGCAGUGUGUGCCGCGCCGCCGGCCCGCCUGCCCUCGCGCUGUGCUCCCGCGGAAAGAAGUCGGUCCUUCCUCUCCCGCUCGGUCCCCGGGAGGAAGCUGCCGCCCAGGAGGUAUCAUUAAAACAUUCCAAGUUCACCCAAUCCAAUUCCACAGGGAUUGGUGAUCAACAAGAAGGCUCAGACGUGGAUAUCUGAUUGCUUAACCAUCCAGACGUCAUCUGGUCUCCCUAAACCUGAAACCACACCAUGGAUGAUUUUGAACGUCGCAGGGAACUGAGGAGGCAAAAGCGGGAAGAGAUACGCCUGGAAGCAGAAAGAAUCGCCUACCAGAGGAAUGACGAUGAUGAGGAAGAGGCUGCCCGGGAACGGCGUCGGCGAGCCCGACAGGAAAGGCUGCGGCAGAAGCAAGAGGAAGAAUCCUUGGGGCAGGUGACCGACCAGGUGGAGGUUCACGCCCAGAACAGUGUGCCGGACGAGGUCAAGGCCCGGCAGAAGGAGCUGGACCCCACGGUCACCGACGCCAGCUUGUCUCUGUCCGGCGGAAGGAUGCGGAACGACGCGACAGAAGAUGACUCGGCAGAGAAGGAAGAAAAAAGCGAAAGUCGCCGAGAAAGAUACGAGAUGGAGGAAACUGACAUAGUCACCAAGUCCUACCAGAAGAACGACUGGAGGGAGGCAGACGAGAAAAAGAAAGAAGACCAAGAAAAGGAGGAAGAGGAGAAGCCAAAGCGAGGGAGCAUCAAAGAAAACCAGGUAGAGGUGACGGUGGAAGAGAAAACCGUAGAAACUCGAGAAGAAGCGGUGGGAAUGCCUUUGAAAAAUGGGCAGAUCGGUGCAGAUGAGCCUAAAAUAGAGAAUGAGAGGGAACGAGGCUCGGAUGAGAUUGCCCUUCAGGAAAAGAUAGAGGAGGAGGAACGGGAAAGGGCCGAGGCAGAGAGGGUCAGGUUGGAAGCAGAAGAAAGAGAAAGAGUGAAAGCUGAGCAAGCCCAAAAGAUAGCGGAGGAGAAAAGGGCUGAGGAGGAGGCGAGAAGGGCAGCAGCGGAGAGGCGGAGAGCAGAGGCAGAGGAAGCCGAGAGGGCUAAGGGAGAAGAGCAAAACCGUGCAGAGCAGCCGGAAGAGAAAAAGAUCAAAGGGGAACAGGUAGAAGAGAAAAUAGACGGGAAAUGGGUCAAUGAAAAGAAAGGACGAGAAGAUAAACGUCAGACAGCUGUCCAGAAGAAACAGGAAGAAGAAAAGGGGGCUAAAGUGCAGCUUAAAAGAGAAAAGUCCCAAGAAGACAAGCCUGCCUUCAAAAAAGAAGAGAUCAAAGAUGAGAAGAUCAAAAAGGACAAAGAGCCCAGAGAAGAAGUGAAGAGCUUCCUGGAUGGAAAGAAGGGGUUUACAGAAGUGAAGUCGCAGAAUGGAGAAUUCAUGACCCACAAGCUUAAACACACUGAGAAUACCUUCAGCCGCUCUGGAGGGAGGGCCAGCGAGGCCAAGGAGGCGGAAGGGGCUCCCCAAGUGGAGGCUGGCAAGCGCCUGGAGGAGCUGCGCCGCCGUCGUGGGGAAACUGAGAGCGAAGAGUUUGAGAAGCUCAAACAGAAGCAGCAAGAGGCAGCCCUGGAGCUGGAGGAGCUGAAGAAAAAGAGGGAGGAGCGAAGGAAGGUCCUGGAGGAGGAAGAGCAGAGGAGGAAGCAGGAGGAAGCAGAGCGGAAAGUCAGAGAGGAGGAAGAGAAGAGGAGGCUAAAGGAGGAGAUUGAAAGGCGAAGGGCAGAAGCUGCUGAGAAACGGCAGAAGAUGCCCGAAGAUGGCUUAGCAGAGGACAAGAAACCUUUCAAAUGUUUCACUCCCAAAGGUUCAUCUCUCAAGAUAGAAGAGCGAGCAGAAUUUUUGAAUAAGUCUGUGCAGAAAAGUGGUGUCAAAUCAACUCAUCAAGCGGCUGUUGUUUCCAAGAUUGACAGCAGACUGGAGCAAUACACCAGUGCCAUUGAGGGGACAAAAGCUGCAAAACCCACGAAGCCAGCAGCCUCGGAUCUUCCUGUGCCUGCUGAGGGUGUCCGCAAUAUCAAGAGCAUGUGGGAGAAAGGGAAUGUGUUUUCAUCCCCCACCGCGUCGGGCGCGCCAAACAAGGAAACUGCUGGCUUGAAGGUGGGGGUUUCCAGCCGCAUCAAUGAAUGGCUAACUAAAACCCCAGAUGGGAACAGAUCACCUGCUCCCAAACCUUCGGAUUUGAGGCCAGGAGACGUAUCUGGCAAGCGGAACCUCUGGGAAAAGCAAUCCGUGGAUAAGGUCACAACCCCUGCCAAGGUGUGAGACAGUCCAAGAAAGAAGCCAGAGUAGCCACUCAAGAUGCUGGACCAGCUCAGCCGAAGAGGGCUAUGUGCUCUGUUCUAUAUUUAUGUUGAUUUACUAAAUUGGGUUAAUUUCCUUUUGUUUUAUUUUUCAUUAUCCCAGUAAACCCAUGUAUAUUAUCACUAUAUUUAAUAAUCACAGUCUAGAGAAGUUCAUGGUAAAAGUACUGCCUUUGCACAGGAGCCUGUUUCUAAAGAAACCCAUGCUGUGAAAUAGAGACUUUCUACUGAUCAUCCUAACUCUGACCGGUGACACCAACCACGUCGGAAGUCGAGCAGGAGGAGGUUCAAGCUGAAAAUUUGCCUGAGGAAUGUGUGCAGUGUCCAGAAAAACAAACCAUAGUGGGGUUUGGGGCUUUUUUUGUUUUUUUUGUUUUACAUACAGAAGUCAUGUUGUUUCUGCACUUUAGAAUAAAGCAUGGAAGAAAUGAUCUCAGUAGGCAAUUGUAACACUUUCUGAAAGUAACGCAUUUCAGAUUUGAGAUUCUGCAAUGAUGAUUGUCUUUUUUAAAAAACGUACUGUUAAGGUAUUACUUUUUUCAUGCUGAUGAUUAUCUAAAUUGGAUGAUGAUGUUAGAAGACAGUGGUACUGAUUUCUUUAGGUUGGUUGCUUUGUGGAUUUCUUUGGUAGUGAUAGUGAACCACAUUUUAGAGGACCUGAUCAUGUACGUAUGUGCAUACACGUAUACAAACACACUAAUGGUAGAAAGCUUCUUUUAUGUGCUAGACUAUUAUAUUUAGCAGUAUGUCCUUGUAACUAGCCAAUAUCACAGCUUUUCAAAAAUUAAAAAUCACAUUAUAUUAAUAUUCAUAUUUGCCAAUAGAGACAUGGCAGAAUAGGUAUCAAUAUAUCUUCAAUGCCCAAUAGAUAAACUGUAAGAAAAAAAAAGAGAGAUUCGAAAUGUCAAAAUGAAUUGACAUUUUCUAUAAAGCAUAGUAUUUAGCUGAUAACGAAAAGCAAUCUUUAAGUCCAAUGUGAAUUUUACUACCAUCUGGAUCAAACUCAAAGCUUGCUGAGAACUUUAUUUUGUUAGCAAUCAAGCUCACAAUCGCUUGGCUUCGAGGAUAUUUGAGGUCUCUUCUUUGUCUAAAAUUUAAAGACGAGGAUUUUAGUGACAAGAUUGUCCAGAUUGAAACUCCAUGUGUGGGUAUGCAAAGACCAGCUUUGGCUAAGGUCUGGAAGCAGAGAAGAGAAGUAAGCAAAUUCCAAUAUUUAAGAGUCAUAAUAGUCCUUCAUCUUUAUUAUACGAAACCAUUUUUUAAAUUAAAAGUUUCUACUUUUAUUAGUCAUGGGUACUUGUCAUAAGUUGAUAAUCUAUUGAACUUUCGAAAAAUAUAUGUAACUUUUAGUAGUUUUACUAUUUUCUCCAAGAGUCUUUAUCAAAUCAUCCUUUUUAUACACGUAAUCUAGACAUCAGAUCUUACUUUAGCUUAUAAGUGUUCAUCUAUUCUUCACAAUAGAUGAUAAAAGAGUACUCCUCUGUGUUGGCAAUAUGUUUUAGCAUAGAGAUAUAUAGGAUAGUUCUAUAAACUUAUACCUCAUUUGACUUAACCAAAAGUGUCCUACUCUCAAUUUCUACCACAAUGAGGGAGCCUCACAAAUGACUAUUUUCUAACCUACAGUAUUUCCCUGGAGGAGCCAGCCGGGGCAGGGCUGACAUGAGCAGUGACGACUGCCUUGCAGAGUCUGUUUUUCUCAAAAAUCAGUAAAGAGUAGCUGAAUUCUCUAGCUUUUAGCACACCUGGGCCAAAGGAAGGAAAACCACCAAGAUCACACACGUCAUCCACCCGUGACAGAAUAGAUAUGAGUCUAUGAUAAGAUAACCUAGAACCCACAUGUAGUGCCUCAUUUAGCAUUGACUCCCAUCACUGGAGUGAAAUGGAUCGAAGUUUGAAUUAAGGCCCAUGGCGAUAUGACAUUGCUUUGUUGUACUUUUGAACAAGAGCUUCUCCUGAUCACUAGUAUAUAUAUUUGUUUCUAGAAAGUCUAAAGUUGAGAAGAGAAUAUAUCGAUCCUGACUUUUAUUCCGAUAUUUGGAUGGAAUAAGUUUUAGGGUAGAAUUUUGUUCAGUUUGGAUUUAAUCUUUUGAAAAAAAUAAAUUCCGUUGUUUACUUGUCUGAUUACAAUUCUCUGUGUUAUCUUUAAGAGGUAAAACUGCAAGGUGACUAGCAUGUUCUGUGAAUCUGCCAUUCCUAAAAAUUUUAUAAACACUUGAUGUUUUUCACUGAUAACUGAUCGCUGCAAUAAGUAUAUAUUGUGAAAAUGCAUCCACAAUAAAUGGAAUUCCUCCAAAUG
Myotis davidii is the source of this 4810-nucleotide messenger RNA. RefSeq names its product caldesmon 1 (gene CALD1). Gene Ontology annotation, cellular component: actin cytoskeleton. Gene Ontology annotation, biological process: muscle contraction; actin filament bundle assembly; angiogenesis. NCBI's taxonomy places the organism in Eukaryota, Metazoa, Chordata, Mammalia, Chiroptera, Vespertilionidae. Gene Ontology annotation, molecular function: myosin binding; actin binding; calmodulin binding. The transcript is spliced from 17 exons. The coding region runs from base 431 to 2476 and encodes 681 amino acids. The record is from RefSeq and is a predicted model, not a curated record.